CAAAAACAAAAAGAAAGAGAGAGAGAGAGAGUUUAAAUCCUGGCUUACUCUUUAUAAAAUUAGGAAUAAUAACAAAUUUGUGCUUAUAUAUAUAAACUAAAUUCAAGUGAUAAAUUCAUCAUUAUCGUCUACUUUGAUAUAUUUCUCGUGAAUCUUUUUCCUAAAGCUGCAUCACAUAAAAACCUCGACGUGAAUUCUUACGACCCUUUUUCAGUAUCUAUGCUUUGAAUCUCUCGAACGAUAUAUUGUUUUAGAUCUUCCAAGUACUCGAAACAAUGAUUUCUCGUUAUCUUACCGAGUUGUACCAAAAUAAUGUGAAAUCUAGUGGAGAAGAUGUGAUGAGUGCAAUGUUGCCUUUGAUUAAACUUCUCACGCUUACUCUUUUUGGACUUGUUAUUGCACAUCCCAAAAUUCAAAUCAUCCCUAAAGCAACGUUUAAGCUCCUGAGCAAACUUGUUUUUGCACUUUUUCUGCCAUGCCUAAUCUUUAGUGAACUUGGUGAAUCCAUGACACUUGAUAACUUAGUAUAUUGGUGGUUUAUUCCAGUUAAUGUGUUAAUCAGUACAGCUGUUGGUUGUAUUCUUGGGUACUUGGUGGUGAUUAUAUGUCGCCCGCCUCCGCAGUUGAAUAGGUUUACCAUUAUCAUGACUGCAUUUGGGAAUACUGGCAAUCUUCCUCUUGCUGUUGUUGGGUCUGUAUGUCAUACUUCAGAUAACCCUUUUGGACCUCAUUGUAACUCAAGAGGGGUUGCCUAUGUUUCCUUUGCCCAGUGGGUUUGUGUAAUUCUUGUUUACACCCUUGUUUAUCACAUGAUGGAGCCUCCAUUAGAGUAUUAUGAGAUAGUUGAAGAAGAAGGUGGGGAAAUUGAGGAAGAGUUGCCAGUGACUAAUAUCAGUAGGCCUCUCCUUGUUGAAGCCGAAUGGCCAGGCAUUGAGGAUAAGGAAACCGAGCAUUCCAAGACACCUUUUAUUGCAAGGAUUUUCAAAAGCAUCUCAAGUGUUUCACAGUCCACUCUUCCUGAUGUUGAAGUCGAUGGAGAAAGUGGUGAAAAAAGUCCAAGAUCUCUUAGGUGUUUGGCUGAGCCAAGAGUUGUCAGGAGAAUGAGAAUUGUUGUGGAACAAACUCCUAUAAAGCACAUACUUCAGCCCCCAACAAUUGCUUCUCUGUUGGCUAUCAUUAUUGGAUUGAUACCUCUGUUGAAAGGUUUUUUCUUUGGAUACGAUGCUCCACUAGGUUUCGUUACAAAUAGUUUAGAGAUUUUAGCUGCAGCAAUGGUUCCUUCCGUGAUGCUGAUUCUUGGGGGCAUGCUCGCAGAAGGUCCAAAUGAAUCCACACUUGGCCUUCGUACGACUAUUGGUAUAAGUGUGGCAAGGCUCCUAUUGCUCCCUAUAUUCGGGAUCGGAAUAGUGACAUUAGCUGAUAAGCUCAAUUUUCUGGUCGCCGGUGAUCGAAUGUACAGAUUUGUCCUCUUGAUGCAGUAUACAACACCAAGUGCUAUUUUACUGGGAGCAAUUGCCAGUCUGAGGGGAUACGCAGUUAAGGAGGCUUCGGCUCUCAUCUUCUGGCAGCAUCUGUUUGCGCUCUUCUCCCUUUCUCUAUAUAUUGUUAUCUACUUUAAGUUACUUACACAUAUGGUGUAAACAACUAAGAAGGAACCUUCUUCAUUGGAUGAUGUUGGUGAAUUGUUCUUGCCCCCCCUCCCUUUCUCCAAAGAGUCAAUUUUACUGAUUUUCAGUAUUGUAAGACUCAAAAAUUCUGAAAUACAUUGUUUGGAAAAUGCUGUACUAGCUGUGAAUACUUUCCAUUUUUAAGUAUGUUUGAUUUUGACA
Messenger RNA from Humulus lupulus (European hop), 1829 nucleotides. RefSeq names its product protein PIN-LIKES 2. NCBI's taxonomy places the organism in Eukaryota, Viridiplantae, Streptophyta, Magnoliopsida, Rosales, Cannabaceae. Gene Ontology annotation, cellular component: membrane. The record is from RefSeq and is a predicted model, not a curated record. The transcript has 2 exons. Gene Ontology annotation, biological process: endoplasmic reticulum to cytosol auxin transport. The coding region runs from base 276 to 1640 and encodes 454 amino acids.